AUGGCAGCUAUUGAAUCAAAAUAUCCACUAGGCUCUCCUCAGGAGAGUAUGAAAAUGUGCACAACUCACAAUUUACCUAUUGAUGUGAUUUGUGAACACUGCGACGAAUUCAUUUGUGGAAAGUGUGCAAAAACAGAUCACAGAGAUCACGAAUGGACAACUUUACCCACAGCAGCCAGCCAAAGAAAAAAUAGUCUCUUUAAAUUCCUGACGAAGAUUAAAGUAGAAAAUCUCCCUGGGAUGAGUGGGAUCCAUGAGAAGAUUGAGGAAAUAUCAAAACAAAUCUCAGAAAAUAAAGAGCGUUAUAACUGUGAGAUUAACAAGCUUCAGAAGCAUUUCGAUGAAAUAAUUACCAGGCUGUCAGAAAUCAGGAAAAAUAACGAAGAAAGAUUAAAAGAAAAUUUAAAUGAAAAAAAUGAAAAGUUGAAUGAUAUGAAAGCUGAGUUAAAUAAAAAGAGGAAAGAAAUUGCAGAGACAGUUCAGUUCAUAAAGGAUAACAAUAGCACUAUGUCAGAUUACAGCUUAAUCGACAACCACAAAAAACUGAAACAACUACUGGCUGGCCUGCAUUUUGAUAUAAAUAAUUGUGAACAUUCACUGAAAUACAUUAAAGGAGAAAUCAUUGACGAGGUUCUGGAGAAUAUGAUUGGACAAACUUUGGAUUUAAAUAAUAUCAGUUUGAGUGGAACAAGCCUAUUUAAAUAUGGAGAUAAAAUAAUAGAUUUGUUGAGGUCAUUCUGUGAAGGUCAGUGUUACAUUAGACAGCUAGGUUCAGACUGCAUUGAACAAGUAGACAAUGAAGGUGAGAAACAGAAUACAUAUAGUUUCAGUCCAAGUGACAUGUGCAUGGCCGAUACUGGUGAAAUUUACUGUACUGACUCUACCAACCAUUCCAUCAGCUGUCUGUCACCAUCAGGGUCUCUUUCUAUGAUCAUAAGUACAGAUCCACAGGUUCCAAUAGGAAUAUGUCAGUCAAUACACGGUGGAGUACUGGUCACCUUUGUUGAUCACGAAAUAUUAUCACAAAGCAAGGGUGUGGUGAGGCACCUCACAGUGACAGGUGAAAUCAUCCAAAAAUAUGAGUUUCAGGAGGACGGUCAGACCAGACUGUUUACGUUGCCAGACAAAAUCACACAGAACAGUAACAGUGAUAUCUGUGUUGUGAACUAUACAAGUGGCACUACAGGUGAUCUAGUUAUCAUAUCACCAUCUGGAAAUAUGAAGUUUAUCUACAAUGGACACAGCCUGAUGAAGAGCUUUAUUCCAAGAGAUGUAGUGUGUGACCCCCUCUAUAACAUCCUUGUUACUGACAUUAGCAAUAACCAGAUCCAUCUACUGAGUCCUGACGGGGAGUUCCUGAAGUUCUUACUGACAGAGAAUGAAGUGAACAAUCCAUACACACUGUCCCUAUACAAGUCUACACUGUGGGUUGGUUACUCAACUGGGCUUGUGAAAGUGUUUCAGUACAAAAUGUGA
Messenger RNA from Saccostrea cuccullata (small rock oyster), 1476 nucleotides. RefSeq lists its product as uncharacterized. The record is from RefSeq and is a predicted model, not a curated record. The coding region runs from base 1 to 1476 and encodes 491 amino acids. Gene Ontology annotation, molecular function: ubiquitin protein ligase activity; zinc ion binding. The transcript has a single exon. Lineage: Eukaryota; Metazoa; Mollusca; Bivalvia; Ostreida; Ostreidae.